AUGACAGACAGCUUGGUCUUGUCUUCCAAAUCUGGAGAGGUGACAGGUAGCCUGUCCAGAAUGAAACGAGGCAUCCUGUUUCCCAGCGGAGUCAAACUGUGCUCUCAGGAGACUGUGAAGCAAGCGCUCCAGAACCACCUGGACUACUUUCACCUGAGAGUGUGUCAGGAGACUAUCUGGGAGGCAUUUAAGAUCUUCUGGGACAGGCUUCCCAAAAGAGACGAGUACCAGCUGUGGAUUAGCAGGUGCCAGAAUGGCAGUGUUAGCGCGUUUGAUAUUGGCAGGAGCUUCAGUCAGUCCCCGGAGCAUCUCGCCAUCAUCGCCAGUAGAGUGCAAAUGGCUUCAGCAACAAGCCAACAGACUACAGCUGACCCUACAAAAGCUGACAUCAUCUCCACCGCUGAUGGAGAACCCAUAGUGUCCACAGAGAAGGCUUUGGAUCUUGUGACAGAAGCCAUAGCACCUGAAGAAGAGGCUACAGUCACUCCAACAGAAGCUAUAACAACCACAGAAACAUUUACUGGUGCUCCAACACAAGUGGUAGUACCCACACAACAGUCUACGGGUACUCCAGACAUAACUAUAGUAAAUUUAGGGGAUUAUGGAAAUACUCCAACACAAGCAAUAGUACAGACAGACCAGUCUACCAGUAUUGCAACAGAAGUAAUAGCAACAUCCAAAAAGUCUACAGUAACUCCAACCAAAGCUACAGAAUUAACAACACAGACUAAAACACAUUUAAUCCCAACCUCCACUAUUGCCUCAGAGUUUGAGGUCACUGUAGAGGACAGUGAUAAACCUGCUUUCAGUUUAACCACUCAAGAUUCACACAGGGUAAAUCCUGAUUCUCUGACAGAAGUUACCAGUCAGGCAACUGAGCAGAUAAGCCCAGGGACUGAAUUGGAAGGUAACCAUAAUGCCCCUGAAAUGCCUUUGAAUACUACUGCAGUUGCCUUUGACAGUGAUGAGGAUGCUGGUACUGUUGAAGUUGCUGUCAAUUCUGGUUUAGGGGAAACCAAAGUAGAAACAGAGGAGGAAUUAGACGAGGAAAGUGUGCAGGUAGAUGAUGGUGGUGGUGAAGCAGCACUACAGUCUUCACCCAGCCCUACUGUAGAGAUCACACUUGAACCUUGGAUAGAUGAGCAACCAGAAAGCACCCAACCAGAUGACUCUCUAGACAAGUCACUAGAUGAACCACCACUUUCUAGUAGGGAAGACACACUUGAAGGUGAUGAUUCCACAUCUGGGUCUGUUAUUGUGGAAGAGGUAUCUGGGACAGCUGAGGAUCCAUAUAAAAUUGAUAAGGAUUCAUCAGAGAAGACGGAAGAUGAUACACGUGUAAAGAUUAGUAAUGAUGUUGAUGAUGUCAGAUUGGAGAUUGUUGGAGGUGAGGUCACUGAAUACAGUGUCCCUGAAGAGGAGGGUACCUUUGCAGGGGCUGAAGUGUUACUUGAGGCCCCCACAAAUGAGCUGACCUUAGGAGAGAAUACACCUGUAGCUGAAGAUGUACAUGCUUCUGCCAGUGCAGACAUUGCAUUUAAUUUUACAGUAAAGGAUAAUUCCAAAGAUGUACCUAAAGACGAUGGAAGUUAUGAACUUGAUGUUUCAUUUGAUGGAACACCUGUGGAUAUAACAGAAGAUGCAACUGAAUCCAUAACUUUGGUUGAAAAUACAGGUCAAGCACAAUCAGAAGUGAAUGUAACGACUGCAGUCCACGAAGUGCCACCCAAACCUAUGGGUGAUAUUACAGCUGUUGAAAAUGACAAACCUGCCUCCACUGGUAAAAUCGAGCCAUCUGAGUUUAUACUCGAGACUAAUGGUAAAGAUGACACACUUGCUUCCACGCUUCAACCCAGUGUCAUCAUUCUGGAUGUUGAAGAUUUCACGCCCGAGGUUACACCUACAACUCAAGAAUACACAUCUGGAACCAAUAGCAUGGAAACUGACAAAGAAGAUACCCCUGAAGAGAAUUUACUUGAAUAUACAGUUGAAGAGAAGACACCUAAGGUUCUUGAGGACACAAUAACAACCUUACAUGAAAUGACAAUUACAGAAGAUACUAACAUGUCCGUAGAUACAGAGGAAGAUUCUAACACAUUAGCUGUACCUGACGCUGCACCUCAUGCUGUGAUUCCUGAUGAUACAACUUCAGAGUUAACUGAAACUUUAGACACAUCAACGGGGACAUUAAAACAGGAUGACACACCUGCACCAUCAGUUGAGAAAUCUACUGUGGACCUAAAUGAACUGACAACCAGCAUGCAGCAAAGCAGUAUCCCAUCCCCAGUACAAGCAUCCACACAAAUCUCCAAUAACAUAAUAGAUGAAGGGAAUAUGAUUGGCAAUGAAAUUGAUGAUCUUUUGCUACGUCCUGUGCGCCCAAUAAUGGACCAAGUGGUGGAGCUGAACAUUAAACUCAGAGGAGAGACAUAUGAUGAUGCUCUGAGAGAUCCAUCAAGCCCAUACUUCCAGCAUCUGUCUGAACAGUUCGUUGAAAAGGUGCGCCACAGGCUUCCUGUAGGAGGACUUGCAGUGGUGGUCCAUUACGCCAUUGUCCUGGAAGGAGACGUAGCAGGCAUUAACAACGAGACCAUGACCGACAUCACACUCAGGUCCAACCAGGUGGAGAAAUCCUACACAGAACUGGAGGAGCUGCCCACCGUGGUCUACACUGUCACAGACUUACGCCAUUACAUCACACAGGCACUGCACAAAGAGGGCCAUGGGAACAAUGGAAACACCAGUUUGGAUGUGGACCCUGACUCGCUGCAGCUGGAAAAUGUGGAGACACUGCCGCUUUCCAAACCAACCAGCAGACCGCUCGACUCCAGUAACAUGAUGGUGAGUUCAGGGUCAAUGGACAAUGUGCUUGCUGCAGAAAAGCCACCCGAUAUUCCUGGACUGGACUUCACCAAUAAUGAUGUCUUCAUCAAUAACGAGGAUUUCCUAUUUGACAACUUGCACCCGUAUCACCCCUGGAUGGGCACUCAGACUGAGGUGGCUAGUGAAAAUGACAUUAUUUUUGAAAACAAUCCACUUACACCGCUUACGGAGAUCCCACUUCAUAGGACAAUUGAUGUAGAAAGGAUCUCCAAAACCGAUGAGACCAGCAUAGAUUCCACACUCAUCACUGAAAAUGAUAUUGCAAUUGAAAAAGAAGGCUUCCUAGAAACCACAACCCCUGCUAUUCCUGUUACUGUGACUGAGGAGGUCCAUCCUACGCCAUUUGAGGCUAAGAGUACUGCAACAGAAAUGCCUCAUGUAAAACUUCCAGGAGCAAAAUAUUCAGUAGAAGAUAAGCACACAGACAUAGGAUCUGGUUUCUCCAGCAAUGACCAAAUCCUUGACAUAUUUCCAUGGAUAACAGACCGGCCUUCGGUAAGCAUAGAGAAUGAUGUUUCAAAAGCUAAAGAUGAUCAUGAAGACCAUGAAAUGAAAAACAUCAAAGGAGGAUCAGAAUCAGAUAUUGCUGUCCAUCAAACAGCAUCUGAAGUACCAUUACAAGACAAUGUUCUUAUGACUCAAGACAUUCACCAUCUCCCUCAGGACACAUCCACAGAACAGGCACCAGGGUUCUUACCUAUGACGACCUUGAUGGUGGACCUUUCAGUGCAGACUAAAGAGAUUUCUGAUCAGUACCCAGGUGAACUCUCCACUUCGGUUGCUGCUGCGACUGAACUGCCAGAAAAUGUGCAUCCUACUACCAAUAGUCCUUUCACAGAAGGAUCAACAGUCCAGAGCUCAGAAAUGAAUCCUAAAAAUGAAAACUUUAGUCCCACUUCACCAACAGUGAUGCUCAUAAGAGAAACAUCUACCAAUCUUAAAUCAGAGGAUGCUACAACAGAAACACUACAACAGGCCACAGAACCUCCUUUUGUUCUUGGCAUAAAGACUGAUACCGUAGAAGAAUCUCCCAUUGUCCCUGCAACAAGAGAACCUAUCAGUGAAGCUGUGACCCGUUUGCCAGAGAUUUUUGAGUUUGAGAAUUUGAAGGAUGGGGUGGAGAUUAUUGAGGACAUUACAUUUAAAUUAACUCAAGCUCCAGUUUUGGAAUUCUCUGACGAAGAUCUUGUCAAAGAUGAAAUCAUCGUGGUGAGUGCAGAACCUGCAAUAUUGGUCACUGAAGCACCAAAUGAACAUGUGUCAACCCAGCACUCAACCGAGAAGGAGACUCCAUUCACCAGAAUAUUUGACUAUACUCCAGUAAAAGACACAUCUCUACUACACACGACUGUGAAGCCUUUACCCAGUCAUACAUCUGACCCAAUUAUUCCUGAAGAGAUGAUAUCACAGCCUUCAAGUCACCCAACUGUAGACACUCAAAACAAUGCUGUUGGACCAACAGAAACAAGCACCAAUAAUGUCAAACUCUCCACAGCAUCUCACCAUUCCACAGCUUCAGUUACUCCCAAUGGCACCGAUAUCUCUGAGAGAGACCUUCCAUCUACAACCGUACUCCCAAUCUUUCAAACAACCUUCUACCCUUCAGAAAAGGUUGCCGAUACUGCAGCCUCCAGAGAGGAUCAUCUACCCAAGAAUGAUCUUACAUCAACCCCUAGCCUUUCUGAUCUCAUUUUCUUUCAUGAAAACAAAAAGAACCACAGCAGCACAGCAGAGUCUCUCGUUCCAGGCAGCCCAAACAUAACUGACCUUGAUAUGUCCUUUGACAUUAUCCAUUAUGAUGAAAACGGCAGCGGAUUCGCUCAUGGUAAUGACAUGGCUAGUGUCGCCAUGCCAGUGAGUCCUGGUCGAGCUCUAAUGGUAUUUUUCAGUCUUCGAGUCACCAACAUGAUAUUUUCCCAGGAUCUGUUCAACAAAAGCUCCUCUGAAUACAAAACUCUGGAACGACAAUUUUUAGACUUGCUGGUCCCAUAUCUACAGUCCAAUCUGAGCAACUUUCAGCACCUGGAGAUCCUAAACUUUAGGAAUGGAAGCAUUGUAGUGAACAGCAGGAUGAAGUUUGGGAAACCGGUUCCCCAUGAAGUGACAUCUGCAGUCUACCUCAUUCUAGAGAAUUUCUGCAAGACAGCUUACCAGACGAUGAACCUCGAUAUCGACAAGCACUCUCUGGAUGUUGAAUCAGGUGACAAGGCAGACCCGUGUAAGUUCCAGGCAUGUAACGAGUUCUCUAAGUGUACGGUGAACCAGUGGUCAGGCGAGGCAGAGUGUGUAUGCGACCCCGGCUACUUCAGCGUGGACGGUCUGCCGUGUCGGAGCAUCUGUGACAUUAAAGAAGAUUUCUGCCUCAAUGACGGCAAGUGCGACAUCAUACCUGGGAGAGGUGCCAUAUGCAGGUGUCGUGUUGGGGAGAACUGGUGGUAUCGUGGUGAACACUGUGAGGAGUACGUCUCUGAGCCUCUAGUGGUCGGCAUCGCCAUCAGCUCCGUCGCUGGCUUCCUGCUCGUUGCCGCUGGAAUCAUCUUCUUCCUGACCAGAACGCUGCGAGAGCAGUACGACAAGGAGGACUCGGAGGAUCCGCUGCGAUAUAACGACCUCGUUCCUUCUUUGGAAAGAGGGAACAGGUUUGACGGCACGUUUGAGAGUGACGUAACCUCACGCAGUGGCAGAUAUCGACAGACGUACUUCAGCACCGGGGACGAGAUGGGGAACGUCUCCGAGAAUGUUCAGCUCAUGCAAGAGGAAAUCCCGGAUCGUGUUCAGAUCCUCGAGCUCAACGCCAAAGACCACCGGUUUGCUGAUUUUGCACAGCAGCUUCGAGUUUGAGAUCUCCCAGGAUUACCACUGGGUUUUUUUUUUGUUUUUUGUUUUUUUAUUUCCAGACCCAUUAUUGUUCAUUUCCUCCACAGACACCAGACUCGUUAUCUGACAUCCUGAGUUUACAUUUUGCGUUGAAAUUGGAAUCUGCUGAAAUCUGGAUUCUGAUUGGUGGAUUCUUUCUCUUUUAAUGCGCAUGUUCUGAUACGUUGUCGUUUCUCUAGUAGCGGCUCAGGGAUGCAUACAGCGAAUGCUAAACGUGUGUACCUCAUGAGGUUUAUUUUAAUCUUUGGAUGUUUUAUGCUGUUUAAUUAUGUAUUUAUUUAUUAAUGUAGAAAGGUUACCAGGUAUACAUUUUUGGGGGGUUUUGUGCCUUUCUUUCUUUUGUUUUUUGUUAUUAUUAUUAUAGAAUGAGAUGCUGAACAGUUGAAAUGUUUAGACAAACUUAGACAAGUUUAUGAAAAACACAUGGAUCUCACAUGGAUAUUUUUCCUACUUUAGUUGAAAAGGCUGUUUUUGUGACGUGACAUAGCAAGAUUAGUAGCUAAUAUAUUCUGUAAUGGAUUGAAUGAAUUGAGAUUUUGUUGUUGAGGUUACUGUAGAGUGUGCUUUUGAACAGAUCUAUCAGAACAAACACAAUGCAAGUCAAACGUCUGGAAGCAAAACACUUUUUUUUAAAGAAAUUUUUAAAAAGAUGUUUGUGGAAAAUCCGUCAGUGUAAAGUUUUUUUUUUCUUCAUACAUGAAAAGUACAUAACUGCAAACCAAAGGAAUAUUUCUGAGGGAAAAAAAAAACACUUUAAACCACAUGUCAGUAAAAGUGUGUUGGGCUGGUCGUUGGCAAAUUGUGAAAUAUUUUCAAAACUAUAAAAAUGGCUGCUCGCUUCCACACUUCUGGCCUGUGAUGUGUUUUCCUUUACCAACUAAAGAGGUUUAUCUGUCAAGCAUCAGGCUUUAUUUAUUCCUUGUUUAAGUGUAGAGUGCAGUGUAAUGUGGU
Molecule: messenger RNA, 6711 nt
Organism: Hemibagrus wyckioides
Lineage: Eukaryota; Metazoa; Chordata; Actinopteri; Siluriformes; Bagridae
Product: interphotoreceptor matrix proteoglycan 2-like
Exons: 15
Coding region: 1-5724 (1907 amino acids)
Biological process (GO): visual perception
Molecular function (GO): hyaluronic acid binding; heparin binding
Source: RefSeq, a predicted model, not a curated record